Molecule: messenger RNA, 2950 nt
Organism: Leptonychotes weddellii (Weddell seal)
Lineage: Eukaryota; Metazoa; Chordata; Mammalia; Carnivora; Phocidae
Source: RefSeq, a predicted model, not a curated record
AGGAGGUGGUCUCCCACUGCAAGAAGCUGACCAAGAAGAACAAGGAGCACCUGGCGGGCAUGAUGGUUCUGGACAAGCAGAAGGGACUGAAGUCGCUGAGCAAAGAGAAAAGGCAGAAGCUAGAAGCUUACCAACACCUCUUCUACCUGCUCCAGACGCAACCCAUCUACCUGGCCAAGCUGAUCUUUCACAUGCCGCAGAACAAAACCACCAAGUUCGUGGAGUCCGUGAUUUUCAGCCUGUACAAUUAUGCCUCCAGCCGCCGCGAGGCCUACCUGCUGCUGCAGCUAUUCAAGACCACGCUCCAGGAGGAGAUCAGGUCAAAGUUGGAGAGGCCCCAGGACAUGGUGACCGGCAACCCCACGGUGGUGAGGCUGGUGGUGAGGUUCUACCGGAACGAGCGGGGCCAGAGUGCCCUGCGGGAGAUCCUGGGCAGAGUCAUCCAGGAUGUGCUGGAGGACAGGACGCUGAGCAUCCACACUGACCCCGUUCACCUGUACAAGAGCUGGAUCAACCAGAGCGAGGCCCAGACCGGACAGCGCAGCCACCUCCCCUACGAUGUCACCCCAGAGCAGGCCUUGAGCCACCCCGAGGUCCAGAGACGAUUGGACAUCUCCCUCCGCAGCCUCCUCGCCAUGACCGACAAGUUCCUUGUGGCCAUCAUGUCCUCUGUGGAGCAGAUCCCGUACGGGAUGCGGUAUGUGGCCAAGGUCCUGAAGACCACUCUGGCAGAGAGGUUCCCUGAUGCCUCGGAAAACGAGGUCUACAAGGUGGUCGGGAACCUCCUGUACUACCGCUUCCUGAACCCAGCCAUCGUGGCCCCCGACGCCUUCGACAUUGUGGCCAUGGCCGCAGGCGGCGCCCUGGCCACCUCCCAGCGGCAUGCGCUCGGGGCUGUGGCUCAAGUCCUGCAGCAUGCUGCGGCGGGCAAAGCCUUCUCCGGGGAGAGCAGACACCUGCAGGCCUUGAACGACUACCUGGAGGAGACGCACCUCAAGUUCAGGAGGUUCGUGUGCCGAGCCUGCCAGGUCCCGGAGCCAGAAGAGCGCUUUGCGAUGGACGAGUACUCGGACAUGGUGGCUGUGGCCAAGCCCAUAGUGUACAUCACCGUCGGGGAGCUGGUCAACACGCACAGGCUGCUGCUGGAGCACCAGGACUGGGUCGCCCCCGACCACUGCGACCCACUGCACGAGCUCCUGGAGGACCUCGGGGAGCUGCCCACCGUCCCUGACCUCAUCGGGGAGGGCAUGGCCGCAGAUGGGAGCCCGGACCUGAGCAAGCUGGAGGUGUCCCUGACGCUCGCCAACAAGUUUGAAGGGCUAGAGACGGACGCGGGCGACACCAGUGCCCGGAGCCUGCUUCUGAGCACCAAGCAGAUGCUAGCCGACGUCAUGCAGUUCCAGCCUGGGGACUCCCUCGAGGAGAUGCUGUCCCUCCCCGCGACCAGAGAGCAGGAAGCGGCCCACAAGCGGCUGACGUGCCAGCGCCGGGCCUGCGAGAGCCAGACCCCGGAGCCCCUGCGCCGGCACCGCUCGCUGACCGCGCACGCCCUCCUGCCGCUGGCGGACAAGCGACGGCGCGUCCUGCGGAACCUGCGCCGGCUGGAGGGCCUGGGGCUGGUCAGUGCCCGCGACGGCUACCAGGGGCUGGUGGACGGACUGGCCAAGGACAUCCGCAGUCAGCGCCGUCGGCGGCAGCAGCGGAAGGCAGAGCUGGGGAAGCUGCAGGCCACGCUGCGGGGCCUGGACGCCAAGACGGCCUUCUGCGAGGAGCAGGGUGACUACUACAGCCAAUACAUCCGGGCCUGCCUGGGCCACCUGGCCCCCCGCUCCUCGAGCUCUGGGAAAGGGAAGAAGCAGCCGUCGCUCCGUUACACCGCCGCCCAGCUCCUGGAGAAGGGUGUCCUGGUGGAAAUUGAGGAUCUUCCCGCCUCUCACUUCAGAAACGUGAUCUUUGACAUCACCCCUGGAGACGAGGCAGGAAAGUUUGAAGUAAACGCCAAGUUCCUGGGUGUGGACAUGGAGCGGUUUCAGCUUCACUACCAGGACCUCCUGCAGCUCCAGUACGAAGGUGUAGCUGUCAUGAAACUCUUCAACAAGGCCAGGGUCAACGUCAACCUUCUCAUCUUCCUCCUCAACAAGAAACUCCUGCGGCAGUGACGGAGGCCAUGGGCGCUCCCUGAGCCCUCUUCCCUGCUGGAUGCUAGUCUGACCCGCACUCACCACCGCACUUCCCUGCGGCUCCCCAGCCCGGGACUUAGGACCCCCGGGGCUCAGGGGCUCAGGACGGGGCUGAGCGCUGGAGUCCCACACCCCCCCAGCUGGUCACAGACAGGGUGUCCCGCUAAUGGGAGCCUCGCCCUGAGUCUGGCCGUGUGGCUGAUAAGCCCCAGAGCCCUCGCCUCCCUCCAGUAGGGCAUGAGGCCAGGGCCUGCCCUUUGCCUGGGGGAGGCUGCUGCCCUCCCGUGGUCACCCCAGUAUGACCCGCACUGCCCUGGGCUCCGGGUUCCCUCCCCAUCCCUUCUCCCUGCAUGCCCCCAAGCCAGGGCCGGCUGCCCUCUCCCUGCUGCCCGCCCCCAUGGCGGCUUGGUCAGGAUGGCCCCCGUCAAGCUCAGAUUUCAUUCCUUUGUGGGUCCCUCGGGGAUUUAUUCUCCCCCAGCACAUGCACCAUGCGUCACUGUGCGGCUUUGAUCAUGGCUUUAAUUCAUGCACCUUUUUGAGCUCAGAGGAGUUGUCGUGUCCCACAUUCACACUAACGUCAGGGCGCCUUGGGUCAGGGGCAGGAAGGACCCCUGUGUGUUGAAGACCCCGUCCGUCCACUUCCUACGGUACAAGGAGCGUCUCUCCCCCUCGGGACUCCGAUUCUUCUGGGCAGUUUCAGUCCAUCUGCACCCGCCUUCCUGUCCCUCUGCCCCUGAUGUCAUUUGAAUAAAAGCAGCUAUCACCCCACA